Molecule: messenger RNA, 3667 nt
Organism: Aplosporella prunicola CBS 121167
Lineage: Eukaryota; Fungi; Ascomycota; Dothideomycetes; Botryosphaeriales; Aplosporellaceae
Exons: 5
Coding region: 220-3612 (1130 amino acids)
Biological process (GO): transmembrane transport
Molecular function (GO): transmembrane transporter activity
Source: RefSeq, a predicted model, not a curated record
ACAUGAGCCUGCUUCAUUACGCUCUCACAACCAAAGCCUAAGCCGCUGCCAACCUCUAUAGUCAAAUCCUCGAGCGCCUCGAACAGGACAGUUUCCGCAGAGCACUGGUCUGAGCACGGAUUUCCUCAUCGAACUGUUUCACACCUUCGUUGCUUUCUACGAACCGGAGCUACCUGUGGAUCGCCUUUAGUCCGAAUUUACCAUCAUCCGUAGUAAGGCAUGGUCGCUACUUACAGUAUUGGCCCGGAAGACUCCGUUCAAGGAUUCGGGAGCAAUGUUCGUCGCAGAGGCAGCAACACUACUGCCGCUACCCCAACCAGCAAACCAAGCCCAAACGGUGGACUUGCAGGGAGGAGACAAGGGUUUGAUAGGAAGUUGACUGCUGCUCCUUCUGGGGAUGCGCCUAUUGGGCUAUUGGCGCGAAGGUCAACGCUAAACUCUCCAAGGAGGAAGCUGCCGUGGCUUGAUGGUAAGCCGCCGUCUACGAACCACGUGGAUAAAAAGAUAUCACGCCUUCCAGGAGGGUUUGUCUCUGAGAGUGAUACGUCUUCUCCAGAGCAGAAUGACAACCAGGCUUCGUACUCUCCAAAGCUCGUCUCGGCCGAACAGAGGCGUCCAUGGCUGACAUUCAAGCCCUCGGAUAAGUCCGUUCCGACGACGUACAACACAUAUACACCAUCUGUAUAUAGUACUGGGGCUCCAAGCGCACCGAAUUCCAGAACAGCUCCCAAUGAACCCACAGGAAAGUCUUACCACGAAACGCUUGGCGGUUCGCCGUUCGAAGACAUUUCAUAUGAGAUCCAGAAUGAUCGAAAAGGAUCUGCCCCAAUGGGUGUUUCAGACAACAACCAAAGGCUCAGCAGUGCUGUUCCCAGCCAAAAACAGCAACCUAUAGUGAUCGAGCCUCUUCAAAUACCCUCAACGCCACAACCACCUUUAUCGCGUCAGCUUUCCCCAAAGACUGCACUCCGGGAAACUUCCAGAAGCCCUCCUAUAUCAAAUCCGAUCGAAGCGAAUCUUAGGUCAGCAAUAGAUGGACUUGAGAAUUUGAUGCAAGAAGCAAUGGAUAUGGCAAGGGAUGCAACAGAGCGCCAUGAGCCGGAAGAUGUACCGCAAGUUCUGGAGAAUGCCGCGAGAGGCAUACGGAGAGCUUCAACAAUGAUGACCAGGAUGGACCCACUGUCUGUUUCCGAGUCCUCGAGCAGCUCUUCUUCAACAGAGACCUCUUAUAGUCCGAGAGAGACUCCGACUGUUCUUACAGGGGACAGACGGCCAAGUAACUUUAAAUUCCACAGAAAUCGUACUUUCUCCGCUCAGCCUGUGGUCACUGAUUUCGCGUACACCACGAAGAGAAGGAAGCCAAGCAGUUCAUCUUCGAGUUCCGGAGCAAUGUCCGAUAUUGAAAAGGGAAGGCAAGGAAGCUCGCAAUGGCGCAAACAGCAAGGCAGUCCCGUUCGGCCAGUCCAUAUCGAAGAUCCCCGUCCGAUCGAUCCUGAAGUCCAUGCAGUCCAUGUGCCGCCCACACGGCAAGAAGUCCAUAAUCAUAUCUCGCGCGAAGGCACUCCCCCAUACUCUCCCCGCGACAGUUCCUUAAGACACCGUCACCAGCCACAAGCAACAAUUAGCCCUAGAUACAACAGACAGUCUCGACGCUCAGAACAAAGCACCGAGAGGCAUCACAGAAGGCACCAUCGACACAAAAGCGGCGGGGAUGUGUCGUUCCAUCCUGAUUAUCCAUUCAACGAGAGAGACACCGAUCCAGUCUUUGGGAAUAUGAGCUUGAAACAUCCUCGUCGACAUCAUGUAAGUUUCCGCGGGCCUGGGUCUUUUGACGUUGUGCAUCAUCGUCGUCGCCAGCCCAUUGCUCGGAACUGGGGCCGGCUGAAGAAAAGAAUCACGGCAACCAUUGCAUGUAUCAACACUGCACUCGUAGGGUUCCUAGUCGGAGUAUAUGCCGGCGAAGUGCCAUUGAUACAAUACAUGGUUGCCGACCAAGGGCACACUGUCAUCCUUGGCAAUGUUGUUCUUUAUAUGGCACUCGCUGUGUCAACGUUCAUUUGCUGGCCUCUACCUCUACUCCACGGCCGGAAGCCGUAUAUCCUUGGAUCUCUUGCCAUCCUUCUUCCUCUCCAGUUCCCUCAAGCAGUGGUUGUGAGCGCAUACAGAGACCCAGACACAGACCUCUACCGCAUUGGCUUACUACUUCCUCGAGCUUUUUCUGGGCUCGUUCUAGGUUUAGCCAAUGUCAAUGCCAUCUCGACUCUUCUCGACCUAUUUGGCGCUUCUCUCCAAAGCGCUGUGCCGCAUCAAGAGCUAGUCGCCAUUGACGACGUCCGUCGACAUGGUGGCGGCAUGGGUCUCUGGCUCGGCAUCUGGUCGUGGUGCUUCAUUGGAAGCAUCGCAGUUGGCUUCAUGAUCGGAGCAUGCAUCAUCUCCUCCCUCAAUGCAUCUUGGGGAUUCUACAUCGUCGUGAUUAUGAUCGCAUCUGUACUUGUUCUGAACGUCAUAGCCCCUGAGACGCGGCGUGCUCGAUAUCGCCAGUCUGUGGUGGACGUGGUUGAUCCUAACAACAAUGUCUACCAACGAGUUGCUCGCGGUGAGAUCAAGCUACACAUCUCGACUGAUGGUCCGAAGUGGUGGCUGGAAGAAGUCUUCGCAGGAAUGAAACUCAGUUGCCGUAUGUUCUUCCAGACAGGCUUCAUGAUUCUAUCGGUGUACCUUGCCUGGAUGUACGGACAAUUUGUUCUUGUCAUUGUCCUCCUUGGCGCCCUCCUUUCCCGCCAGUAUCGCUGGAGUUCAAACUAUGUCGGCGCUGGCGUGAUAUCCCUUGCCAUCGGAGCGUUCCUCGCCAUCCCCCUCACUAAAGCCGGCAUCUUCAGCCGCGAACGUAAGCAAGGCGCGCGAACGGACAGCAUGACGUUUCAAAAACAGGUAUCCUGGACCUCACACAUGGUGCGGCGGAUCUUUUUUACUGCAGCACUUCCUUUCGCAGGGCUAGCAUAUACUCUCGCCUCUGAAGCCAACGUGCACGCCAUGGUACCGAUUGCGUUUGCCGGGGUAGUAGGCUUCCUUAGUGCACUCGCCCUUGCAGAAUGCCACGGUCUGAUCAUGGAAGCAUUCGACACAUGCGACCUCCAGCCGGGAGCAAACACGCGACACAGACUGCAAAGCAUGGCAGAAGCGGACCGACGACGGCGUACCAACUACAGUUCGUUUCCACGGGUGAGCGCAGGAUUCUUCGUAGCGCAGACGCUGGCAUUCCUGCUCGCAGCAGCGGCGACAGGCGUCGGGGGCGUAAUGACGCGGACGCUAGGCGCGCAGACCAGCACGGCCGUGACGGCGGGGGUGCUGCUGCUGCUGACGGUGCUGCUGACGCUCGCGCUGUGGCGCUUCAAGGGCGUGCAGGUCAUUCCAGACCAUACGCUGGGCACCAUGUACGAUGAGAAGGCGUGGGCGCAAGAAAUGCGUGAGCGCGAGCGCAGGCCUAGCGAUUGGCGGCCGGUGGUUAUUGGUCAUCCGUCGGGCAAGAUUAGACGUAUGAAUGUGCUGGAGAUGGGGAGGUGGAGUCGCUGGAGUGAGAUAAGGAGGUUGAAUCGCUUGCAGCAUGAUUAGGGGGGUGGGGAUGGGGGUUCGGUUGCUGUGGGUAGGAAGUAUGACCUUUUUAUGC